AUGGGAGGCAUAGUUGACCGGUUUUGGGCAGCAGACGGCUCUACAAAGGUUGCCCACGGAUGCUUGACACAUCUUCAAAGUUGGUCCCGGGAGGAUUUGCGGCACUCUUUCGAGAACUUUCGAUCUGCCGGCGGGCAUGCGGUGAACUGCAGGCAGUUGGGGCAAAUUCUUCGAAUCAGCAACUUCCACCUGACGAAGGACAUUUUCGACCUCCUGCUGGGGCCCGAACAUACAGAUCGCGGUCUUCUGGAUUUCUGGUCUGUCAUAGGUCCCAUGGUGGUGAUGUCUGGCCAGCACUACAUUUCCAGAGUCAGCUUCUUGUUCAGCAUCUUCGACAUGGAUGGAGAUGGCUGCCUCAACGAGUCUGAGAUCAUUCUGGCCGUUCGCUCGGUGUUCUUCGGUCUGGCGCGGUUCUUUCCCAGAGCAAGUCUGCCGGACGGCAGACGACUGGAACACCUGGCUCAGGAGAUGUUCCAGCGUUUCGACGCAGAUGGCUCGGGGCUUGUGAGCAUUGGGGAGAUCGUGAACUAUGCCUAUCGAAGCGAGGGCCUGCUGCGGCUCUGUGAGCCUUUCCCCUCGCGCGAGAAGCACGUGCAUGAGGAGCCUGUCCACUUCAUGGGCUCGUCGGCCUCCAGAGGACACAAGGCCCCCGGACGGUCGGGGGAGCCGAGUCUCAGUCUGAGGCGUGACCUCCGCUUGGCUCCGGACCCUUCGCCGCCCCAAAGCCAGGGCUCCGCGAGCGCCAGCGCCAGGUCCCGUCACUACGACAAACCAUGGCAGCGGGCAGCCAACCGGGACGGGCUGACGAAGGCCCAUGCAUGGGUUGCUUGGAUCUGCUUUCGGCUAUUUGCCGACAAGGAGAACCCUCGCAUCAUCCAUGCUACAGAGCUCAUGAACCUUGUCAGCAGGGGGCGAGUCAAGGUCUUCCCCAUGAUCAAUGCAGCUGUUGAAGAAAGCCGGGACUUGGCGGAGAACAUUGCGAGCGAACAGGAUGAGCUGGGCGCAGAUCGGCUGGUGGUGAGUGUGAGCCAGGCGAUGCUGGCCAAGGAUUUCGCUGAGCGACUGGAGAGGUUGAGCGGGCCGGGCACUACUGGUGAAGCGGGCGAAGGAGGCCUCGUCUCCAUGCGCAGCUUUCUGUGUUUGCUGUGGCCCAAAGCCAGUGAUGGAGCCAUCGAGUGCUGCGUGCGAUGGUGCCAGAGCUUCCAUGCCCACCAGGUGCUGGCAUCCCUUCUCCGGCAGAAGCGCGCCUCCAUGCGACAAAGCAGGUUCUACCGGAAUAGCAUCGAAGAUCCGAUGGCAAUGCAGCGGGCGGCAAGCGGCCGGCAACCGGUCGCCGUCGUCGACAGCUUGAGCCGUGAGGACCUGCAGGUACUCUUUGAAGCAUUGGAUUUUGAUGGCAACGGCAAGCUCUCUGCUCGAGAGCUGUGCACACGAGGUGGGCUCAGUACCAGAGAUGCACAGAAGCUUCUCCGAAUCUGGGACCAGGAUGCAGAUGGCGAGCUUACCAGCAAAGAGCUCUCAAGCGUGGUGCAGGCAGUUGACCCGGCCCUGAAACAGCAGGUCAAGGGUAUGUUUGCCGCAACAAAGCACGAUGUGAUGCUCCCGGCUGCACAAACGGCCCGGGAACCGCCUCGAAGUUUCCCGCGACAGCGAACUCGCAGAACGAGCACGCUGCCACCUCCUUCUCCCAGAGGAGUGCCGCCCGCUCUCCUGACCCGAGGAAGGCCCAGGCCGGGGAAGAGGUGA
Symbiodinium sp. CCMP2456 is the source of this 1746-nucleotide messenger RNA. The record is from the annotation of a GenBank genome assembly. NCBI's taxonomy places the organism in Eukaryota, Dinophyceae, Suessiales, Symbiodiniaceae.